CUCAACCAAUGCCGGCCCUUCCCGCUCAAUGACUUCAUCUUGGGCGACCAACAAUGACAUCACCUCGCUCCCCAUAUAAAUCCUAUAACUCAUAACCCAUAACUACCUAGUACUAUCUAGCACUUACAACCAGACCACAAUCUACAACCACCACCACCACCACCACUACAUCAAAAAUGCCAUCAACAACCACCCCCGACCCCUCUCACGAACAACGCACCCACGAACCCCACCCGACACCCCCCGAAAACUACACACCCGACCCCACUGCCUCCCUCCCCCUCCCACCCUCCCGCGCCGCCAUCCACCGCCACAUCCUCAACCUCUACGGCGGCAGCGCCUCCGAAGCCGACAUGCAGGUCUACGCCCCGCGCGCCAUCUACGACGACCCCUUCAGCUACUGCGACACGCGCCACAAGAUCGCCGGCCAGUGGUAUGGGAUCCCGAAGCUGUUCGCCCACUCCGAGACGCUGGCGACGGAGGUGGUCGCCAACGAGGCCGAUACGAUGGUCUGGAAGCAGCGCCAGCGGUAUACCUUUGCCGGGGUGCAUGUGACUAAGACGGUGGAUAGUUUGGUGAGUUUGCGGUUGGAGAAGGUUCCUCCUGGCGAUGGUGGUGGGGAGGAGGAGGCGGCGACGGAGAAGGUGGUGUAUCAUAAGGAUAUGUGGAAUGAGAGGGAUUAUAGUCAUGAGGGAUUUGGGGCGUGGUUUAAGAAGUUGAAUGGGUGUGUUUUUUCUCUUGUUGCCCCUGGGGUAGGUAGGUAGUCGUGCUAAUGCUGGGUGUAGGGAUAAGUUGACGCAUGUUACGAAGCCGCCGGAGGAGGUUUGACCAGAGUUGAGUUGCUCGGCAGGAAAGGAUGGGUUGGUGUUUAUGCUUGUUUGGGGUUUUAGACAGGAGUAUCGUCUUUAAUGGGUAACUACAUGUUGACAAGACUGGCAGUAUGAGGGAGUCAGUCAGUGGUCGAAUGUGAGCAGCUUCAGAUAACAUCCUGAAGGGUAGAUACAAAAAAUGACAAGAG
Messenger RNA from Aspergillus saccharolyticus JOP 1030-1, 1018 nucleotides. RefSeq lists its product as uncharacterized. Lineage: Eukaryota; Fungi; Ascomycota; Eurotiomycetes; Eurotiales; Aspergillaceae. The record is from RefSeq and is a predicted model, not a curated record. The transcript has a single exon. Bases 177 to 764 code for a protein of 195 amino acids.